Messenger RNA from Pieris rapae (cabbage white), 4250 nucleotides. RefSeq lists its product as uncharacterized. Gene Ontology annotation, molecular function: mRNA binding. Lineage: Eukaryota; Metazoa; Arthropoda; Insecta; Lepidoptera; Pieridae. The record is from RefSeq and is a predicted model, not a curated record. Gene Ontology annotation, cellular component: cytoplasm; post-mRNA release spliceosomal complex; nucleus. Gene Ontology annotation, biological process: regulation of mRNA stability involved in response to oxidative stress. The transcript has 8 exons. Bases 286 to 2328 code for a protein of 680 amino acids.
CUAGAGUACAUCUUAGAUAGAUAUCUGUAUUGUGUGUAAAUAAUGUAGUAGGUAAAUAAUAACAAAUACAAUUUUUAAUAAAGCAAUAAAAUGUUUCAUAGCUGUUAUUUUAUAAAUGAGAAGUGAGGAUCGGGUAUAAUAUUUGGAAGAUUGGAUCAUAAUUAUUGUUAAAAUAAUAAGAAAUAACCCAAGUUGUCUAUUUCUGCUACUAUGUACUUUUACUCGCAAUGUUCAACAUAUCUUUGAAAACGUAACGAUACUUAUUCAUCUACAUAAAACGAAAAAAUGGCCUCGGUUGAAAAGGAAACUACAGAUAUUAAUAAUUACCAUGCAAUAUUUACAAAAUUGAAAAAGCUACAUGACAUAUCUAAGACCACCAACAAACCGGAGUUAUGUGAAGAAUCCCUUGGUGAUGACUAUAAACUUGCAUCAAAACGUAAAACAGAACUUGAUUUUGAUGGUCUAAGCGAUGAUAGUACAUUAAACUCAUCAAUAAAUAAAACUAAACGACGGAGGUUCUCUGACAGUCAGGAUUUCAGCUCAAAUGAUUUUUUUCUUGAUGAUUAUCGAAAUAUAGGGAAAAGUAAAAGUAAAUUUGCUGUGACAGUCUCAAAUUUACCUGGAGAGUGGACAUACAAUGAAAUUAAACAAUAUGUUACUGAUGAGUGUGGUGUCAAUGUUAUGGGCAUGAUAGAUUCACGAUGUCAAAAGUCUGAUUACCAACUGCGGCUUAGGUUUAAUAAUAGAGAUCAGUAUAAAUUUAUUCUUAGUAAACUCAAAAGUAAAGGUGAAGGAAACCUUAAAAUUCAAGUUGAAGGCGAAACUGAUUCAGAAAGUGAAAUCUCUGAUGAAACAGUAUUAAUUGAAAAAAGUGAACCACCAUCAUGCAAAUCCCAGCUUAGUGAAGCUGGUCUAGAGAAUUAUCUUUAUGGUUUGAAUCCAGAGUUUCUAAAAAGUUUUAAUAUUGAACCACCAUUAGUGAAAUGGAUUAGUGUUUCAAAUUUUCGGUGUGAUAAGUCAGAACUACGCGAUCUCUUCGAAAUGGCAGGACGCGUGGUUAUUUGUGUGAUAAUACAUUCAAUUAAUAAAUGUGCGAAAAUUAUGUACAGCCAUCCGCUUGAAGCCGUUCAGGCAAUAUCUUUAUUGAAUGGUCAAAUAUUUUAUGGGCAAUCCCUUAAUGUUUCCUUAGAUCCUAUGGCAGAUUCGGCAAUACCCUUACCAAAAGGUCUCCAAAAAUUUGGCACAGGUCUUGGGCAGACCGGAAAACCCCUACACGAUGUUGUAGCAGAAUACGAACGUUUUGUAAACGGUGCUCCUUCGUUUAUUAACGCAUCCUUGUUCGGUAAAUCAGGUGAAAUACCCGAUGAUUUUGAUCGAUACUCACCUUCUAAACCUAGCGGAUCGUCGGGCCAGUUUGGUGCAAUUGGUCAAAAGAAAUUACCAGCUUUUCAGCCUACUAAUUCCAGUAACCCACUUUUUAGCCCCCCACAAUCGCAAUAUGUACCGACCCAACCUUCUAGUUUAUUAAUGGGAAUUCGCCAUGAAAAGUCUUCAGGUAUGCUUGUCAAUACUUUAGCGUCAGGGUCUUUUGGUGGUAUGCAAUCGCCUUCAGUUGGUCAAAAAUUGACAAUUCAAAGUGGUCCACCUCUAAAUUGUCCACCAAUCGUUCAGUCUAGGUGCUUAAAUACUAACAUGCAAAACUUUCCUAGGCCUAAUUACAACCAAGUUACAAGUGUUCCGGGUCAAUAUCCACCCGGUCCUAAUUACCCUGGAUGUAAUUUUCAAGGUCAGCCGGGACCUAGUGUUCAACCUGUGACUAAUUUCCAAGUUUCGCCAAAUGGAGCCAAAAUUGGACAGGAAAGUCCAGGACAUUUCGAUUUGCGAAAUCCUCAAAUUCCUCCGAGUUUUAGGCCUCAAGGUCCAUUUAUGCAACAUGGGCCAAUUGGACCUGUGCCAAGAAUGUUCCCACCUGUUCAAAACUCAGGACCUAAGCCUAACCCUAUACCCGUGCCCCCACCUGAUAAGCCCAUGGCGGCAUCACCAUCUAGACUUGCGAGUGGGCCAGGGUUAUCUAGUGGUCAUAGAAGCUCACAACCUGUUAUGGUACUGAAGGCAAAAGAUCCUUUUACUCUUCAUAUUACAAAUUUGCCAUCGCAAGUAGGAUUUGCAAAUCUUUGUUGUAAAUUGUCAAAGGUUGCUCAAGUAGUAUCAUUAGAAUUUACUACGCCUGGUUCCGCGUUGGUAAAAUUUAGCAACAGCAUUGAGGCGGAGAGGUGUUUUCAAUAUUUCAGUCCAUCGCGCUUCGGCCACGAACUUGGAAUGGUCUGAAUAGACCAUUUUUAAUAUGGUAAUGUUUUUACGUAUAUAUAAGACUGUAUUUAUAAUGUGAUCUCGUUCUCCAAAUGAAUAGUAGUAUUCGAUUCAUAAGAAAAAAUACGGCGUCAGGUGAUAUAUUAUCUCAAUACUUACUCCACUUCCACGGUAAAUGGAACACCUUGAGCACUUAAGAAAUAGUCCAAUAAUGAGAUACGGGUCCAAAGUCCUCAAUUGGCCCCGAAGGAAACAUAAAGCUCGCGAAACGAAUAUUUUACUUUCAAAUGAGUCUUAAAUUUGUUUAUAGCGAUAAAAAUUACGCGCCUACUUUGUCGUUUACAUUCUAUGUUUUGGUGGAAGACGUUUUAAUGUUUCUUCGCUUUACAAAAUUGCUAAAAUACAUACUUCUGCGAAAGUUGUAAGAGUAUGCAGAAUAAAACAAUAUGAAAAUUCAUUCUGAAUUUUAAGUGGUUUGAGUGGGAGGUAUUAGAUUCAAUCACUAGCGAAACAGUAAUCGAUUCUCAUGUUAAUAGGCAAGCCAUUUUUCAGUAAAGGCCCCAGUUACGCGUUAGGCGGCUAUAACGCGAAAUAAGUUUGGCCAUCUUUUGAUUUCUAAAUCACAAUAUAAUAAACAAAAAUUGGUUUGGGAAAUGAGCUCUCCGACACUUGACACAAUGCAUGUUUUCGUUUCACCAAUCACAAUCUGAACGCACUAUUGUUUCAGCUUUCGUUUCGCAGUCGAGAUUUGAGUUUAAUUAGAAUUACGAAUAUUUUAAGAUUUACAUUUGAUAAGCUAAUUUUUUAAUGAAUUAUUUAUCUUAAUAUAAUUUAUGUAAGCCGUGUAAAUAACUUAAGUGUUUAAUUAGUGAAAUACGAACUUGAACAAUAAUAAUUAGUUAUAAUAAUUUAAUGAAACAUUAUUGCUAGUAUAAUGUUACCAUGUUAUUUAGUGAUGUUUGGUAUUAGAUGAAUAAUCGUUGUUUCGACUAAUGUGUGACCCUCUUAUGUCACGUGACUGCUGUAUAAAUAUUUUUAAUUACGGAUUUUUUGAUAAAUUAAUAAAGUAUUUACUCCAUAAGGAUUUCUAAUGCCAAGUUUUUGCCAGAUUACUCAUAACACUUUAUUUUACGCACUGUCAAAUAGCCAAUUGUGGAACACUUGUAGACUUUAAGCAGUCAUCGUUUUCUUUAGUCACAGUUUUAUAUACAAACAUAUCACAUUACAUUCGUCUAUGGCAACAGCAGCAGCACAGAUUAUGUUAUGUAAUUAAAUUUUGAAUAAUGCAUGCUUAUAUUUUUUUUUGUAUACUAUAACAUUUGUCUAAAGGCUUUAUCCAAUAUAAUAUCUUAUUACUCAUAUCGAAUUUAUAGGCGCCAAUUUCUUAUAAUUAAAAAAUCUUUAAUGUAAUGGUUUUAUUGAUUAUUUUGCUCCCACGCACUUAUUAAUAGGAUUUAAUAGUAAUUAUUUAGAAUAAAUACUUAUAAAAGCAUAAACAAUAAUUUAUCCAGGCAAUACUUUAUCAAUAGUUAAUUAGAUUUUAUUAGUUAUUAUUAAUAGACAUAGGAAAUGUAUUUAAAUUAAAUUGAUUAAGAUUAAAUUAAGAUUUUAAUAAGAAUUAAUGUAUUUAGUGUAUCUCGUACUAACGCCUAAUCAGUUUAUGUCGGAAGCAGUAAAAGAAAACGGUAUGCAUAAUUUUAGGUUUAAUUUAAAUGUAUUAAUAUAUACUUUAUGUAUAAUAAUGAAUACUUUAAGUAAUGGAGCAACUUGUAUUACUAGGUCGAUAUAUAUUUAAUACAACUAGAAUGCUAUUUAGUGGAAUAUUACAUUAUUACAACGCACGCGAGUGAAUCGGAUCCUAGGUGGACACUACGUACUAUAAAUAUACUACUUUAGUAUCUUUAUCUAUUUGUUUUUCUAGAGUAGUAUUCUAAUAAAGU